This is a messenger RNA of Urocitellus parryii (Arctic ground squirrel), 648 nucleotides long. Its product is annotated as transmembrane epididymal protein 1-like. Lineage: Eukaryota; Metazoa; Chordata; Mammalia; Rodentia; Sciuridae. The record is from RefSeq and is a predicted model, not a curated record.
AUGGGGAAAUUCCAUGGUCAUGCUUACCCAGGGCUAUUUCUUUUCUGUAAUGGAUUGUAUCAGGCCAUAGUGAUAUUCAGUGACUCACUCCAAUCUUUGUGCCCUCCCAAGAAGAAAGGGAGAUGGUCCAGGCUGUGGAAAAUAUCCUAUGAAGGUUUGCUGAAGAUAGUGGCUGGCUCUCUCUUAGUGGUUUAUGUCAACAACUGCAUCGAAGGAGGAAUAAUAUUGAUGGACAGGGAGCUGCCACCAAGGUUUCUGUACUCCAAAGAGUGGCAGCACCUCACCAUGUUCACCCUCCUCAUACUCAUGGGCUGUGUAGAUGUCAUGAGCAAGAACAUGCUCCCUCAGAGGUGUGUGGUCCUAGAAAAAGGUGCCCUGGCCCUGUCCUUCUAUGAGCUCCUGCUACUGAUGGUGUCACAUGCUAAGGGGUCAUCAGGGAUAGAGCUGMAAGUUCAUUCUCUGCUCAUCUUGGUGGUAUUCCUGAUCCCUACCACYCCCAGACACACUCCUAUUCCCUGCACACUCUGCAACAAGCCCAGAACUAUUAAGAUACCCUAUGAAGGCUUCACGUGCUCUUGUACCAGRUUCUCCAUCAUCCCUUCUACCUGUGCUCACUGCCAGUUUCCCAACAUCUACGACUACUCUUAG